This is a messenger RNA of Coccidioides immitis RS, 1450 nucleotides long. Its product is annotated as RNA-binding protein with serine-rich domain 1. The record is from RefSeq and is a predicted model, not a curated record. Gene Ontology annotation, cellular component: cytoplasm; nucleoplasm; ASAP complex. Gene Ontology annotation, molecular function: RNA binding. Bases 199 to 1170 code for a protein of 323 amino acids. The transcript has 3 exons. Gene Ontology annotation, biological process: mRNA splicing, via spliceosome. Lineage: Eukaryota; Fungi; Ascomycota; Eurotiomycetes; Onygenales; Onygenaceae.
CAAAGCUUCAACGCAACCCAGUUUUGACGUAGCGCGGUCGACUGACUUAAAUUUAAGCAAAGCUUGGCACGGAGCGUCAAACUGCAGAGAACCUAGCUAGUUGCUACUCAAAGCCAAAAGCAGCUGAGGCGAAACACGACUUUUGCUUCCAAUCCUCCUUCGAAUUUUAAACCCUCUUGAGCUCUACUUUCGGCGAAGAUGCCGACGCGACGCUCUAUUUCUCGCUCUAUCUCGCCCUCGCGCAGCCGCUCCCCUCCUCCUCGAGACCGCUCUAGAUCUGUCUCCUCUGGCCGCUCCCGAUCAGCUUCACCGCGUCGUUCACCAUCUCCUCGCGCACGCUCGCGCUCGCGCUCACGCUCUAGAACUCCCCGGUCGCGAACGAGAUCAUUGACACCUCGGUCUCGAAGCCCCAGUCCCAGGCGCAAUGGACGUGGAAGAGGCAGAUCGCUAUCGAGAACAGACAGCAGAAGCCCGUACUCGUCCCGAACCCCGAGCAGAGAUAGACAUGGAGGAAGAUAUCGCGAUAGGAGCUAUUCACGAAGCCCAAGUCCGCCAAGACGGAGCACAAAGAUUGUCGUUGAGAAAUUGACCAAGAACGUGAAUGAGGAUCACCUUCGUGAAAUAUUCGGUGCCUAUGGUGACAUUCAGAGCAUUGACUUACCGAUGAAUCGCCAAUUUAUGACAAACCGCGGGACAGCGUAUAUAUGCUAUUACGAUGCCGCUGAUGCCGAGUCAGCAAUCGCCCACAUGCACGAAGGCCAACUAGACGGCGCCGUCCUCAGUGUUUCCAUCGUUCUUCCCCGCCGCACAUUCUCCCGCUCACCACCUCCAGCACGGAUAUCCACGCGCCCCGAACCUCGACGACCGGUAUACCCAGCACCUUCACGGUAUCGAUCUCCUCCACGUAGGCGAUUCAGAGCGCCGCGAGGCAUGGACAGACAUGAUUUGUAUCGCCCAAGGUCUGUAUCGAGGUCGAGAUCGCGUACAAGGUCGCCACCACCACCGGCUAGAUCUCCGUUAUAUUCAUCACGAUCACCGACUCCACCACCGCGAAGAAGAGGUAGAAGAGACAGCUAUGAUUCGCCUAGGCGAAGAAGACGGGGUUCAAGUUACGAUAGCCUGAGCAACAGGAGUCGAAGCCCAAGUCGCUCAAGAUACAGCCGGAGAUGAUUCAAGAAAAGUGCUUAGUCGUAUUUUACAGUGCUUGAGACAAAUGGAGUUUGACUGGGAUUUUCUACUUCCUUUCUAGAGGUUUGGGUUGGUAUCAUGCGUUAGUAGCUUAUUUCAAGCCGGGGCUUCUGUACACCAGGAGAUUUCGAACAUCGCAAGAAGCAAGGGGGGAAAAAAAAAAAAAGAAAAAAAAAGGAAUAAUCUUCAUGGUAUUUCAAACACUCCCACAUGUACACAGCCAUUAGUAGCUAGUUCGUUAUUCGACUAAAAUUCCUACAAA